Dendrobium catenatum is the source of this 2022-nucleotide messenger RNA. Its product is annotated as fatty-acid-binding protein 2. Bases 383 to 1660 code for a protein of 425 amino acids. Gene Ontology annotation, cellular component: chloroplast stroma. Gene Ontology annotation, molecular function: intramolecular lyase activity; fatty acid binding. The transcript is spliced from 12 exons. The record is from RefSeq and is a predicted model, not a curated record. Lineage: Eukaryota; Viridiplantae; Streptophyta; Magnoliopsida; Asparagales; Orchidaceae.
UCCUCUGUUUCCGUUCUUUAAUAACGGACGAAUAUUCUUUCCUAUUCGCGCUGCAUGCUUGCAGUUCUCUGAUCGAUCAGGCUACAUAGAGAGGGAGAGAGGGGUGAAACCCUAAGUUUGAGAUCUGGUGUCAAGCUGUGAUCUACCGAGUGCUGCUUAUUUAGAGAUGAAUGAUCGUGGCAGGCUUGGACCUUUUUCGGGGGUGAUUUUCACGCCCUAUAAUCUAAUUUCGGGUACAAAGUUGCUUGCUUCACUUGAUCUGGAAAGAUUGUGGCACAUUUUGGUACUCUUGUAAAGAGCACAUUGGUCAGCAAGAACACAUUGAAUAAGAAAUUUUCUAUAUAGAAAGGUCAUUUGCAGCAGUUGGUUACUUUUCAGUGAUAUGAAUCUUGAUGAUGGGAACCCUUACAUAUUUUAUAUGGAUUCCAAUAUGUUAGAAGGAGUUGGGGUUAAUUAUUUAUCUCAUUUAUGUUCACUUGUGGAUUUCUCUUUGCUCAAUUCCAACCAUUUAGUCAGUUCUGGAAGUAUAGCUCUUCAUGAAGCAUUUAGUUGUGUUUCCAAGUUUGCUGGGGCUCUGUUUUUCUGGUUAUCAACCAGUUCAAAUUCCAGUAGUGGUCAUAAAAUGUCAAGAGUCGUCUCACGUGGAUCAAAUGUUAAAAAUUAUCAAGUUUGUCCCCAGAUUAAGCAUGUUACUUGUACGAACAAAAUAAAAGGAUUGCACUUCUUUUCUGUGUCAGAUUUGCAAUCUGCCAUUCCAUUGGUCUUUUCCAAGUUUGUUAAUUCAACAACAAGGAAGCUGUGGAAAGAAUUUGGACAAUUUCAAGCUUUUCCUGUGCUGUCAUUAGCUGCUGCUCUUAUACCACCUUUUGAAAAUCUGUCUGCAAAAGUUCUAUCCGACACCAUCCAGCUUGGAAUGGUUGGUGAUCAUAUUGGUGAACAUCUGGUUCCGCUGAACAAAGAGGAAGGUAAUCAAGUUUGUGACAUGUGCAUUCUACCAGGCCAAACUUUGUCUAGAGAUGCAGUUGAACCAAAAACUGGGAUUUCAUUCCCAACAGUUCUGGGCAAACCUUUAGGUGGCGAGAUUACUUCUAAUCGCACUUCAGAGGUUCUUGUUGGAAUUGGAUUUAGAAGCAUGAAAAUAAUAAAAUUCAAAUCUCUGAAGAUUUAUGCAUUUGGACUAUAUGUCCAUUUUGGUUCCAUCUGUAAAAAACUAGGUCAUAAAUAUGCUUCCGUGUCUGCCAUUGAGCUAAAGGAUUGCUCUGAAUUUUAUGAAGAUCUUCUCAGGGAAGAUAUUGGUUUGACUGUUAGGCUGGUUGUCAAUUACAAUGGACUUAAAAUUCAUACUGUCCGAGACGCCUUUGAGAAGUCCCUGCGUGCUAGGUUGCUGAAGAUGAAUCCUAAUACAGAUUAUGAAUGCUUGAGAGUUUUUGGUUCUUAUUUCAUGGAAGAUAUCCCUCUACCAAUUGGAACGACAAUUGAUUUUAGACAAACCACUGAUGGUCGCCUGAUAACUGAAAUUGGUGGUAAGCAUGUUGGUGCUGUUCAGAGCAAAGAUUUAUGCAGGGCUUUCUUUGACAUGUACAUAGGUGAUGUUCCUGUCUCUCUGCAAACCAAGCAAGAUAUUGCUGAGAAUGUUGCUAGACUCAUGAGGAGAUGCUAGACAAAUGACCUAAUGAGUUCCUAAUUUCUAUAUAGAUUAUGGGGUCCAUUUUUAUACCAGGCUGAAUUUAAAGAGAGAAAAAUGAUCAGGUUGAAGCUUUUUAAAUGCUUCAGGACCUUCUUUUCCUUGGUAGCUGUGAUGCAUCAAGUUCAGGUGUUCAGAAUAUAUGUUCAUUCUCAUUCUUUAGAAGGCUCCAUUAGCUAUUACUGUUUAUAGAGGGAUUGGGACUUGCCAAAGGCUUUAUAUUUUGAGCUCUUUAUGUUACUUAUGGCUCUUUUUUACAUGAAUGAUGGCAUUCUUUGUACAAUGAAUAAUGUAUAGUUCAUUAUUCCAAAAGUUCGGUCGCCGUUUUAACGUGUUUU